Cicer arietinum (chickpea) is the source of this 389-nucleotide messenger RNA. RefSeq lists its product as uncharacterized. Gene Ontology annotation, biological process: response to oxidative stress. The record is from RefSeq and is a predicted model, not a curated record. Lineage: Eukaryota; Viridiplantae; Streptophyta; Magnoliopsida; Fabales; Fabaceae.
UGAGAUUUGAUUUAAGAAGGAGAGAGAAAGAGAGAAGAGAUUGUUAGAGAGAUUUUGGAGGUGAGUGAGGGAACAGCGAUGGCGAGGCGAGUCGAGACUCGGAACGAGUCGAUAUUGACUCGGAUUGUUGAGGCGAUUUUCGCGUUUGUGAGACAUGCUGAGUUUGAGAUCUUCUUCUUUCUUUUCUUCUUCAUCGCUUAUAUUCUCUUCAAAGAUAUCACAUCAAGACCUGAAUAUAAUCAAAUGUUUGUAAAGAAACCUGGUGGACCAGAAUUUUGGGCCUUUCAAAAGAAUUGAUGCUUGGACAGGUUGGAUGUCAAACGCCGAGAGGUAUUCUUAACACGUCUGGUGAUGAUUUUGCAUAUUUCGUUUUGUAUUUGUAUCUUUAU